GCCGGAGGACUAAUCACCAUAGAGAGCGGCGGAUGAGCCGCGCAGAGCGGUUAGAUCAGCACUUCCGCAUUUCUGGGCGCAUGUGUUUUGCCGCUGGCGGGACUCGGCGGCAGGCAGCGGCAGUUCCGCGCGUUGGCCACGCGGUGGCAGCAGAGACCACGGCAAGAACUUUCCUGCCGGAUCGAUGCCGGGAUUCGGCGUUAAUGCUGAAAACCCACCUAUGGCUGUGGUUGGGAAAUUUGUUCACUUGCUCGAUCGGACCCAGAUUUUCAGGAGGAGCUGGAGCUAAUGAAACUGUGUGAGGAAGUUGUGACCUUGUUCCGAUCUAAUCAACAGCUUGAAAAUGACCUCAAUCUCAUGGACAUCAAGAUUGGACUGCUAGUGAAGAACAGAAUGACACUGCAGAAAGAUAACUGCAGAAGAAACAUCAAGACUUGAAGCAUUGUAAAAACAAAGCACCAGAAAAGAACCCACUCGGGACCAAGGGAAAGCAAUAGAUGGAUGUUGUUUCUCAUAGCAAAAAUCUUAGCAGGAAGAACAAGGAACAGCUCUGUGACGUGAUGACGAUGAACGAGCAAAAGGGAGAUUUGAAAGCUUGGAGCAAAGAGGAGAGGGAAAAGCUGGAAGCCUAUCAGCAUCUUUUCUACUUGAGGCGAGCAGUGAGUCAGGCAGAGGAGCACAGGUGAAGGCAAUGCAGCUGUGCUGCUGGAAGGGGUGCAGCCAGGCUACAGCCCUCCUAGACCUGUUUAAGAGCUGGCUACCAGUGGGGAAGGAUCUUGUCUGGAGAUCUGCUCUGCUGGAGUUUUGUAAGUGAGCCCAGGAUAGGGGUAAGCCUUCUAUUUAUUCUCCUUUUGUUAGCUUAGUCUGCUUUGUCAAACUCUCUUGUUUAUUUCAUAAUGACAACAUCUUAAUAGUCAUUGAUUAUACACGUGCACUAAGUACUUUUUCUUCUUGUUUUAGACUACUCCAACGUACUUGGCCAAGCUGCUUUUGCAGAUGCCUCAAAACAAACCCACAAAGUUCAUGGAUUCAGCCAUCUUCACGCUGCAUAACUACGCAUCCAGUCAGAGAGAGGAAUCUCUGCUGUUGAGGCUGUUGCAAACAGCAUUGCAGGAAGAGAUCAAGUACGUUGUAGCGUAGGACACAGCCUUGCUGUUGCCUCAGUUUGGGCCGCUGCUAAAAUUGAAGCUGAUGUUGUGUGAUGUCCCGUGCUCAUUUGCUGAUAAUGCUGAACUGUCCCUGCCUUCUGCUCAUGCUGUUUCACGUCAGUCCUUUCUGUAACCUGGAAGGAGGAGGAAUUACCUUUGUUCUUUAGGAUUAAAGCCAUUUUUCUUUAGCCAAUGCUUUGUUGCUCAGGGAGGCACUAUUUUUGAUCUACUGCAGUGCUUUCCUAAGAUUCAGUCCCAUCUAAGUUCUCUGCUGUCUAGUAAGAAGGACUUGGCACAGACUGUGAGCUUGGGCUUUACAGGCCAGAGUGAAGCUGAUGCGAAGGUCACUGUUUUCCAAAACUGAUGAGGAGGCUGAAAAUCGGAUGCUGUCUGGUUUGGGUUUUUUACUGGCUGUCAGUCUUAAGGAUUCUGGCUGUCUGUCGGCAUAAUGGAGUUGAUUGUCACUUAGGAGUUUGGUGUUUAUGACUUCUGGCUGAUACGGAGCUUCACAACUUGCUAGGAAGACCAAAUACAUAUAAUGUUGGAGGCAGUCAUGCCUUUUUUGAUGCUUUUAAGUAUGAGGAUGAUGCGCUCUUUCAACCGUGGUGCCCGUGGUCAGAACACACUGAGGCAGAUCUUGGCCCCAGUUGUGAAGGAAAUAACUGAGGACGAAUCGCUCAACGUCAGAACGGAUCCAGUGGAUAUUUACAAGUCCUGGGUUAACCAGAUGGGAUGUCAGAAUGGUGAGGCCGGCAAGUUGCCGUACGAUGUUACACCUGAACAAGCUCUUCAUCAUGGUGAGGUGAGGACGCACCUGGAUGCCUCAAUCUGAGAUGUGAAGGCAGUGACAGACAAGUUCCUGUCUGCCAUCGGUUCAGCUGACCAAAUCCCUUAUGGGAUGCGUUUCAUCGCCAAGGUACUGAAAGACUCCCGGCAUGACAAGUUUCCUGAUGCUGGCGAGGAUGAGCUUCUGAAGAUUGUUGGCAACUUACUCUGUUACCGCUACAUGAAUCCAGCCAUUGUUGCACCAGAUGCAUUUGACAUAAUUGAUCUUUCAGCUGGAGGGCAGCUGACUACAGAUCAACGAAGAAACCUUGGUUCUAUUGCAAAGAUGCUGCAGCACGCUGCGUCCAAUAAGAUGUUCAUGGGAGACAAUGCGCAUCUGAGCAUCAUUAAUGAAUACUUGUCACAGUCAUACCAGAAAUUCAGACGCUUUUUUCAGGUUGCUUGUGAGGUUCCUGAAUUGCAGGAUAAAUUCAGUAUUGAUGAAUAUUCUGACUUGGUGACUCUCACUAAACCAGUUAUUUAUAUUUCUAUUGGUGAAAUCAUCAGUACACACGCUCUGCUCUUAGACCAUCAAGAUGCAAUUGCUCCUGAGCAUAAUGAUCCAAUUCAUGAAUUGCUGGAUGACCUUGGAGAAGUUCCUUCAACUGAGUCCUUAAUAGGCGAAGGGUCUGGCAACAUUAAUGACCCAAACAGGGAGAUGCUGGCAAAGACAGAGGUUUCUCUCACACUCACUAAUAAAUUUGAUGUUCCUGGAGAUGAAAAUGCGGAGAUGGAUGCUAGGACAAUUCUGCUGAACACCAAACGCUUAAUUGUUGAUGUGAUCCGCUUCCAACCUGGGGAGACGCAGACUGAAAUCUUGGACACUUCAGCUACUUCGGAGCAAGAAGCAGAGCAUCAAAGAGCUAUGCAGAAACGGGCCAUUCGUGAUGCUAAAACUCCUGAUAAGAUGAAAAAAUCUGUGUCUGUAAAGGAAGAUGGCAACUUAAAUCUUCAGGGUAAAAAAGAGAAAAUCAAGACAGGCCUGAAGAAGCUGACAGAACUAGGGGUAGUGAAUGCAAAAAAUAAAUACCAGGAACUAAUCAAUGAUAUUGCAAAGGAUAUCCGAAAUCAGCGCAGAUACCGUCAGAGAAGAAAGGCAGAGCUGGUGAAGCUGCAGCAGACAUACAGUGCCUUGAACUCCAAAGCUACCUUUUAUGGGGAACAAGUUGAUUACUACAAAAGCUACAUCAAAACCUGCUUGGAUAACCUGGCCAGCAAGGGCAAAGUCUCUAAGAAGCCUCGAGAGAUAAAAGGCAAAAACAGUAAAAAGAUUUCUCUAAAAUACACUGCAGCUCGACUUCAUGAGAAGGGAGUGCUUUUAGAGAUUGAGGACCUGCAAGUUAACCAAUUUAAAAAUGUAAUAUUUGAAAUCAGUCCAACAGAAGAAGUAGGAGAUUUUGAGGUAAAAGCAAAAUUCAUGGGGGUACAGGUGGAAACCUUUAUGUUACAUUAUCAGGAUCUUCUGCAGCUGCAGUAUGAAGGUGUUGCAGUUAUGAAGUUAUUUGACCGAGCAAAAGUAAACGUUAAUCUUCUGAUCUUCCUUCUGAACAAGAAGUUUUAUGGGAAGUAACUGACCUUUGCUGGCAAAUCUGUGAGAGGGGAGAUGAAUAGAAGCCUUGCAUAUGUGACUUCUAAUGACUUUGCUGUGCAUCACUAUGUGCCCGUGCCUUGCUGAAAUAUAUCAAGUCUGUUACAAUUAAGGCCUAAGAACUUCUUGUGAAUUGACAGUGCUGACUGACGCUGCAGGGAGCUCUUUCUUGUACCUUUAUGAUGUUUAUGUUCAACUUGAUGUAAUAAUUUACAGAUGGCCUCUUGCGUAGAGGUGCUGCAGUAUCCAUUUAACGCUUAAGGAUGGGGAGUGAAACAGACAAAUUCUUGGCAAGUUAGCUUUUGAUGUUGCUUGCAAAGGUUUUGAAGGGUAAAACUAAGUUCUUUUCUCCCCAGUUUUAGAUCAAUGUUUCAUAUAUCUUUACCAGAUUCAAUAAACGUUAGGCUCUACUUUUGCAGACUUACCAAAAGAAGACAAUUAUCUUAAAUAGGUUGGCUUUUUAAAAGUUUAAUUUUUCUAGCUCUGUCAAACCCCUCAUUUCCUCAUCUGUAGUGGAUUUUUCACCGUGGUGAUUGUGCUGCUGUUCUGCUAUAUCCAGUAAAAAUGCAGAGACUCUUGAAUAAAUCCCACCAAAAAUUGUUUGCCCUGCCCCCUCCUUUUUUUUUUUUUUUUUUUUUUUUAAGAAACAUCGCUAAUUACAAAUGUCAUUUUUGCAGGUUUUUUUUGUUUAGAUUACUGUGUUGUAGAACUGCCUUAUCUCUGAGCUCACACACCGUAUUGCUAUUGCUCCAUUGGCAUAGAUUUUUUGCUAAUGAGAGCCACUCACAGAAUUGGAGUUGGGUGCAUCCUUGAGGUGAGUUUUCCGUAGUCCUUUAGUAAGUAUCUGCUGGUGUCUGGUCUGCAUGAAAUGCUUGUUACUGGCAUGCACCAACAUUACAGCAUCACCUGGUAAGAUAUUUCUGUAUUUUAUAACAAGAUAUUUUAAUGUUGGUGCAUGCCAAUAAAAUAAUAUUUUAAUGUUUGUCCAGCACAAUGCAUUAACAGAAAUUCCUUUUCAUACCAUACCAACCAAAAAAGAUAUGUGCGGUGUAGGUCAUCUGAAAGAGAGUGACCUCAGAACUAGAUUUUCACUAAUAUCUGAAGAAGUGAUGUGAAAUGAGUUAAAGAUCUUGCCUUGAUUUUUUUAGUUCUAUCUAGCUACAUGCGAAUUUGCUGUAUCAUAGAGGGACUUGAGAAUUGUAUUACUUUGAUUUGGGAGUGAUGAGAAUAACGGUAGAAAAUUCUUAAAUAUUGUUAACAAAAUGCAGCUGUACUCUGCAGGCUCUUGAGCUACAGAGAUGAAUCCCCUCUCUCCCUUUUAAUUUUUUUUUAAUUGAAAGCUUUUAAUAUUUUUCAGCGUCUGGCAGUCUUUAAACCACAACCCAGGUGGGAUCAGGGAAAAUGCAGUGAGGUGUUAGCGGUGAUUGUACACUGCUCAAGGAAAAUAUGCUUACCAGGUGAUUUACAAUAAUUGUUACCUAUGCUUAAUGACAAAAAUUUUUGACAAAAAUUGAAAACAAACAAAAAACAAGAGAAUUAACUGGAGGAGUUUGUUCAGAGACAGAGCUUUUUUUUUUUUUUUUUAAGGGAAAAACUGUUAAUAAAGACAGUCUCAGCAGUGAAUUAUAUGUAUUCUAUAAUUUAUUGGUGACUUAGCUUUGCUUAUUUCCUGUACACCACUGUAUUUACAAUUGGAGCAGCUAUAAGUAGAAGGCAUGUCUUUCCUUGUUAGUAAAGUUUGCCUCUGUAACUCACAUAUAAGUAAAAAGCCAUUUGUGUC
This is a messenger RNA of Lagopus muta (rock ptarmigan), 5341 nucleotides long. Its product is annotated as ras GTPase-activating-like protein IQGAP1. NCBI's taxonomy places the organism in Eukaryota, Metazoa, Chordata, Aves, Galliformes, Phasianidae. Gene Ontology annotation, biological process: regulation of GTPase activity; regulation of actin cytoskeleton organization. The record is from RefSeq and is a predicted model, not a curated record. Gene Ontology annotation, molecular function: actin filament binding; GTPase activator activity; calmodulin binding. Gene Ontology annotation, cellular component: nucleus; cytoplasm.